AUGAGCGGAGCCGACGAAAGCGAGGAAGUUGAUCGCCAUGUGCUGAAGAGAUACGAAGUUGGCCAGAAGCUCGGCAAGGGAGCCUAUGGCAUCGUAUGGAAGUCAGUGGACAAGAAGACGAAGGAAACCGUGGCUCUGAAGAAGAUCUUCGACGCCUUCCAGAAUGACACCGACGCCCAGCGCACCUUCAGAGAAAUCAUGUUCCUCCAGGAGCUGGAGCACGAGAACAUCAUCGGCUUGCAGAACGUCAUGAAGGCCGAAAACGACAAGGACAUCUACCUCGUCUUCGAAUAUAUGGAGACGGACCUGCACGCCGUCAUCCGAGCCAACAUCCUGGAGGACAUCCACAAGCAGUACAUCAUCUACCAGCUGCUCAAGUCGCUCAAGUACAUGCACUCCGCCAAUGUGCUGCACAGGGACCUGAAGCCCUCCAACAUUCUGCUGAACAGCGACUGCCUGGUCAAGGUGGCCGACUUCGGUCUGGCCCGGUCCAUCAAGGCGCUCGAGGAGAACAAGGAGGAGAACCAGGUGCUGACGGACUACGUGGCCACGCGCUGGUACAGAGCGCCCGAGAUCCUGCUCGGCUCGACCAAGUACACCAAGGGCGUCGACAUGUGGAGCGUGGGCUGCAUCAUGGGCGAGCUGCUCCUGGGCAAGCCCCUCUUCCCCGGCAACUCCACCAUGAACCAGCUCGACAGGGUGAUCGAGGUGACCGGCCGCCCCUCGACCGAGGACAUCGAGGGAGUGCAGUCGCCCUUCGCCCUCACCAUCCUCGAGUCCCUGCCGCCCUCCACCCCGCGUUCGCUCUCGGAGAUCUUCCCCAAGGCCACCGAGGAGGCGAGGGACCUGCUGCGGAAGCUCCUCAUGUUCAAUCCCGAGAAGCGCAUCACCGCCGAUGAUGCCCUCAAGCACCCCUGGCUGUCGCAGUUCCACAACGAGGCCGAAGAAGCCGUCCACACGGGCAACAUCGAAUUGAUCAUCGAUGACAACAAGAAGUUCCCCAUUGCCGAGUACAGGAGCACGCUCUACAACGACAUCAAGAAGAAGAGGAAGGAGAGGAGGCGAAGGGCCAAGCUUCUCAAGAAGGAGAAAACCGAUCAAGCCAAGGUGGUCAAGUCGGAAGAUAAGAAGGAGAAGCGAGGCAGCAAGAUCCUCAAGAAGAGCGAGGAGAAGAAGGAGAAGAGGAGCAGCAAGAUCUUGGGCAAGCGGGAGGGCAGCAAGAGGGAGAGCCGAAAGGACAAGAGCGCCUGA
This is a messenger RNA of Acanthamoeba castellanii str. Neff, 1251 nucleotides long. RefSeq names its product extracellular response kinase, putative. The record is from RefSeq and is a predicted model, not a curated record. Gene Ontology annotation, molecular function: ATP binding; MAP kinase activity. Gene Ontology annotation, biological process: intracellular signal transduction; protein phosphorylation. The transcript has 7 exons. Lineage: Eukaryota; Discosea; Longamoebia; Acanthamoebidae. Bases 1 to 1251 code for a protein of 416 amino acids. Gene Ontology annotation, cellular component: cytoplasm; nucleus.